AGGUUACUGAUUGACAGGACAUUUCCCUCUUUAAUCAUCAGCUCUGGUUGUAAAAGGCUGUGUUGCAGUAAUCUACUCAUCCAUGUCGAGCUUGUCUCUGCAUUUACAACAGAACUAAUGGGCUUCACUGAUCAGAAGAGCAUGCCUCUACAUUAUGCAGUUAUGUUGUUGAAUGUUGUCAUGUUACGGAGAACUGAUGCUGCCUGGAAUGUUUGUGGUUAGUGGUAAAGUUUUGGACUUGCAGUAAUUAGCGUAGUUAUAGAGGAGGCAUGUAAAUGUAUUGCAUAAUACAGACAGUUGCUCAUUAUGCCACUGGAAUCUGUAAACCCUGGAGAUGCCUUUAAACUGGGCAUUUUAGGAAGUGUUGAAAAAAGGUCCCUGGAUGCCCCGCGGCGAACUGUCCUCCGCCGCCCAGUGCUUCCCAAUGGCCGGGAGUUGACCCCGCCCACCAGAAUGACGCUGCGCGAGCAGCUGAGAGAGAAGAUCUCGGCGGCCUUCUACCGCCACGGGCUGCUGUGUGCCUCCUACCCAGUACCCAUCAUCCUCUUCACCUCCGCCAGCAUCCUCACCUGCUGCUAUCCGUUAUUGAGGCUCCCCCUCCCUGGGACAGGUCCUGUGGAGUUCACCACAGGGGUGCGAGACUACAGCGUCCCUUCCCAUGAGCCUCAGGGAGACCUCGGGGAACGGCCCGACUGGUAUCGGGGUCCUCCGGUGGCCUACAUCCAGCAGGUGUUGGUGAAGGCAGCCGUGUCUCCAUGGGACAGCAGCCUGGUACCGGUGGAUGUGUUUCGGUCGCCACUGGGUCGAGUCUUCAGCCUGCUGGAGGAGAUCCGUGACCACGUCCACUCUGACAGUUCCGGGAUUCGCAGUCUGGAGGCGUUAUGUCUUCAGGUGACAGACCUGUUUCCAGGGUUACGGCGGAUGCAGUCAGUGCUUCCAGAGCAUGGCUGCCUGCUCGUUUCUCCCGGCAACUACUGGCAGAACCAACGGGAGCUCUUCGACUCGGACCCCGACCUCCUCAAGACCAUCCAGAAACAUGAACCCAAAGGCCUGCACACCUCGGCCACACUGCGAGACCUGCUGUUUGGCGUCCCCGGAAAGUAUACAGGGGUCAGUCAUUAUAACAGGAAAAGGGUUGUGACAUACACAAUCACUGUAGUGUUGUCUAGCUACGAUGCAAGGUUCCUGGGCAGCCUACGGGCGCGUCUGAAGCAGCUCCACCCGUCAGCUAACUGCAGCCUGAGAGAGGACCACAUGGUUCACGUCCACUUCAAGGAGGAGAUUGGCAUUGCUGAGCUCAUCCCCCUUGUCACCACAUACAUCAUCCUGUUUGCCUACAUCUACUUCUCCACACGUAAGAUUGACAUGGUGAAGUCUAAGUGGGGCCUGGCUCUGGCUGCUGUGGUCACAGUCCUCAGCUCUCUGCUCAUGUCUGUGGGACUGUGCACACUGUUUGGACUGACACCCACACUCAACGGAGGGGAGAUUUUUCCUUACCUGGUGGUGGUGAUCGGCCUGGAGAAUGUCUUGGUCCUCACAAAGUCUGUGGUCUCCACACCUGUUGACCUCGAGGUCAAACUCCGCAUUGCUCAGGGCCUUAGUAAUGAGAGCUGGUCUAUCAUGAAGAACAUGGCCACUGAGCUGUGCAUCAUCCUCAUUGGAUAUUUUACUCUGGUGCCAGCCAUCCAGGAGUUCUGUUUGUUUGCUGUUGUUGGGCUGGUGUCUGACUUCUUCCUGCAGAUGUUCUUCUUCACCACAGUACUAUCUAUAGACAUCCGCCGCAUGGAGCUGGCUGACUUGAACCGCCGCCUGCCGGCUGAAGCGGGGCUGCCUCCGCCGAAGCCAGGCCCACUGCGCACACGCGAGGUCCCCCCUCCACCACGACCCUCCCCCCACACAAUCACCCUCCAAACCCCAGCAUUCAGGAACCUUAGGCUCCCCAAGAGGCUGCGUGUGGUGUACUUCCUGGCCCGUACACGCCUGGCUCAGCGAAUCAUCAUGGUUGGCACUGUGAUUUGGAUCGGCAUCCUCGUCUAUACCGACCCAGCCGGGAUCCGCACCUACCUGGCUGCCCAGGUAUCUGAGCAAAGCCCUCUAGGAGAUCCUGGAGGAGGUGGCCUGCCUCCUCACCUGGGAGUGGCCCCUGUCUUCCGUGGUGGAGAUCCCACCAGCACCCUCAGUAUCCACCCUGCACCAGAUCCAACUCCUUUACCUGAGAACCAAUCGCAGGGCCACCACGGCGCAGCCAGAGCAGGGUCCCUCCCACAGGCCCCACCUGCGGUGCCUCAGAUCACCUGGGGGGCAGAGGACGAGGAGGGCUGGAGGAGACUGUCCUUCAGGCACUGGCCAUCACUCUUUAGCUACUACAACAUCACUUUAGCCAAGAGGUACAUCAGCAUCCUGCCAGUCAUUCCUGUCACCGUUCACCUGAGCCCUCAAGAGGCCAUCGAAACACGUCACCCUCAGGAUACAAGACAUCCUCCACCACCCAUUCCCAAAGUCUCUGCAGAUCUACAGACUGACCUCACCCUUUACAAGGUGGCAGCUCUGGGCCUGGCAGCGGGUGUCCUGCUGGUUCUACUGCUCUUCUGUCUCUACCGGGUUCUCUGCCCACGUAACUAUGGACAAAAUGGUGUAGCCCACGGGCGCCGGCGCCGAGGGGACCUGCCCUGCGAUGAUUAUGGCUACUCUCCGCCUGUCAGUGAGAUCUCACCACUGCUGUUGAGAGGCCACAGUAUGGAUAUCGAGUGUUUGGCCAGUGACGGGAUGCUGCUAGCUAGCUGCUGUCUGGCUGGACAGAUUCGUGUUUGGGAUGCCCAGACUGGGGACUGUCUGACUGUCAUCCCAAACCACGGGCUGAGGCGGAGCAGCAGCAGUGGCUGCUGGGAGCAGCGGGAUGGCUGGGACAGCAUGAGUGGAGCUGCAGAGCCAGAGGGUUUAGGCUCUGAAGGUUGCGACCGCUCCAUCAGUGGUGAUGGCCUGUCAGAGGAUGAGGGUUACCCGCUGAGACGCCGCACUGCUCCUGCACGGCCGACUCUAUUCACCGACCAGCCUGAUCUUACCCCACUCAUUGACACCAACUUCACCUGCCAGCCACCCUCCCACCUCUCCACCCCACCCAGGGCAGGGUUUGACUUUGGAGGCCUGGUGGAGCGCGCCUACAUGGAGCAUGAGCCCCCCUCGCCCUCUGCCUACCCAUCUCCCUCCUCAGCCUCAUCCUCGCCACCCUCAGGAGCUCAACUCCAGAGAAGACCCAGCAUAGGGGAUGCAAUCACACCUUUAACCCAGGAGAGGGCCUCCACAGCAGGGACGCAGGCGACGGCAGACUGGGAAAGCUCUGUCUGGGCAAUGGAGCUGAGAGGAAAUCUGAUAGCUGCUGGGAGGAGCAGUGGUAAACUGGAGCUGUGGGAUGCUGUGGAGGGGUCGUUACGCUGCAAUAAUGAAGAUGGCAUCUCGGGGAUCACAGCUCUAGCCUUCCUCAACAACAGAAUCGUAGCGGCUCGACUGAAUGGGUCUCUAGAUUUCUUCACUGUUGAGAUAAACAAACCUCUGGGUCUGCUACAGUACAGAGGUGCCCCUGGGCGGGGCAGCAUGCCUCCAUCUCCCUGUUACAGCAGUGAGGAUGUGAUCAGCCUCCAGCUCACACGCUCAAUACAGUGUGCUCACCAGAAGCCGAUCACGGUGCUGCGAGCAGCCGCUGGAAGGGUUGUCACCGGCAGCCAGGACCACACAGUGCGGGUUUAUCGUCUGGAGGACUCGUGCUGCCUCUUCACCCUGCAGGGUCACUCUGGAGGAAUCACAGCCAUCUACAUCGACCAGACGAUGGUUCUGGCGAGCGGUGGGCAGGACGGUGCCAUCUGCCUGUGGGACGUCCUGACAGGGAGCCGGGUCAGCCAUGUUUUUGGUCACCGUGGUGACGUCACAUCACUGGUCUGCACCACCUCUUGUGUCAUCAGUUCAGGGCUGGAUGACCUCAUCUGUAUCUGGGACCGCAGCACUGGGAUCAAGCUCUACUCCAUACAGCAGGAGGUGGGAUGCGGGGCCAGUCUGGGAGUGAUCUCCGAGUCUCUCCUGGUGACAGGGGGCCAGGGCUGCGUCUCCUUCUGGGACCUGAAUUUCGGGGACCUGCUACAGACAGUCUAUCUGGGCCAGAGCAGUGAUGGCCAGGGCGUCCGGCAGCUGCUGGUGCUCGAGAACGCCGCCAUCGUCUGCGACUUCGGCAGUGAGCUCAGCCUGGUGUACGUGCCCUCUGUGCUGGAGAAACUAGACUGAGGAGAGACAGACAGCAACAGUUGAUGACGGUGGAAACACUCACUGAAAAAAAACAUGCAGUCAGAACUUUUAUUCUUCAUCAUUUUGACUUUCCCACAGUUUUUUGCUUCGUUUUUUUUUUUUUUUUAUUGUUUCUGACACCCAGAUGAGAUGCGAUUAUUAGACUCGUUUUUAUGUGCAGACAAAGCUCUUUUUUAAUAGGAGUGAGAUUUUUUAAGUGUAAGCCUGGAUGUAAUGAGGAAGAAAAAGCUGAACACUGUGCAACCUGCUGCAUUUUAUCAGAGGAGGGUGACAGACCCUGGAUACUGAUGUGUUGACAUUUACGAGGGUCGUGAGAUUCGCUCAAGAAAAGCUGGAUGUUUUCUCACUUAAAGAGGAUCCACCGGUCACCAGUUUGUGCUUUUUGUGUGCGCGUGUUUGUUUUGUUUUGUGGCUCUGCCCUCUAUGCUGCUGAUAUGGGUGGGGCUUCACAGUGACCCCCACCCACCCCAGAGAAGAAGAUAAAACUUUCUCAUUUUUUAAUAUUCCCGCUGCCUCGUUUGCUCGAGCGCAGCCACGUGAGCUUGACAGGUUUACAGCCUGUUGGGAAGAGCUGAGCAGUUAGACAUAUAAAUGUGUGUGUGUGUGUGUGUGUGUGUGACUGAAUGAAUGAAUGAAUCUAGGCCCUUUUUAUGGCAAAACACUGCUGAGAACAAAAAUCGGUUGGUUAUGAGUGAAAUGUGUGUGUGUGUGUGUGAGGGAGAACUGAUGAUUACUGUAUAAAGUAAACCUCCAGAGGGGGCUGUUUUUAUAUGUAUAAAUCUAUUAUUUAUUAGCGAUACAUUUUUGAAUAACAGUUUGUUUAUGAAUGGCUAAUCCUGGCUCUUAAACAAGAAUAUAAUAAUGUGGAGAUAAA
Molecule: messenger RNA, 5167 nt
Organism: Lates calcarifer (barramundi perch)
Lineage: Eukaryota; Metazoa; Chordata; Actinopteri; Centropomidae
Gene: scap
Product: SREBF chaperone
Biological process (GO): SREBP signaling pathway
Cellular component (GO): endoplasmic reticulum membrane; Golgi membrane
Molecular function (GO): sterol binding; protein binding
Source: RefSeq, a predicted model, not a curated record